CGCGCACAUCUCGCAUACGUAUUAGAACGUUCUACGCAGCAACCGACGAAGCAUCUUUGUGUGUUAUUCUGUCACGAUGGAUUCAUUAUUGCUUCCGUCGCCUUUUGUGCUAUUAUUGAGUACUCUGAUUAUUAUCGGCGUUCUGAAAAUUAUCUCUGUACUGCAUCACACAUAUUUUUACUGGAAAAAUAAGGGUCUACCUUACCUGCCAAAUUCGUUAUCAUCUUUUAUAACGACAUGGAAGUUGAUAUCGGGUUACAUAAGUUUUACCGAUUAUUGCCAGUAUUUGUACAAUUACUUCCCAGAUGCUAAAUACGUUGGAAUAGUGGAAAUGUUCAAUCCUACCCUGCUUGUGCGCGAUCCCGAACUAAUUAAAGACAUUGUUGUGAAGGAUUUUGAACAUUUUCCGGAUCAUCGCAGCUUCAUUGACGAAAGUGUAGAACCAUUGUUUUCUAAGAACAUUUUCGCCUUGCGUGGAGAUCGUUGGAGAGAAAUGAGGAAUAUCUUAAGCCCCUCUUUCACUGCCAGUAAAAUGAAGUUUAUGUUCGAUUUGCUAUCAAAGUGUUCUCACGAUUUUGUCGACUAUUUGGUGGACCAUCCGGAACUUUGUCAUACGAUCGAAACUAAGGAGGUCUUUAGACGAUACACUACCGAUGUAAUUGCUACGUCAGCUUUUGGAAUAAGUGUAAAUUCUAUGAAAGAUCAAAACAAUGAAUUUUAUGUAAAGGGAGUGGAGACUAUCAAAUUUCCUACAGGACUACUAGCAAUGAUCAAGUUGAUGAUCUUAAUGAAGUAUCCGUGGUUUGCUAAAUCAAUUGGUCUAACUUUUUUUUCGCCGAAUACGGCCAAAUUUUUCAAAAAAAUCAUACAAGAAACACUUAGAGCGCGUGAAGAACAAGGUAUCGUUAGACCAGACAUGAUCCAUUUGUUAAUGCAGUCUCGAGAUAAAGAAGACACUGUUCACAAGAUGUCAUUGAACGACAUUGUUUCGCAAGCUUUUAUCUUUUUCAUUGCGGGUUUUGAAACUUCUGCGACCUUAAUGUGUUUAGUUGCUCACGAACUGGCGGUUAAUCGAGAUGUUCAAGAUCGUUUGUACCAGGAGGUACAGCAACAUCUUGUCGACGGAAACGGUGAAAUUUCUUACGAGUCGCUAAUGAAGAUGUCUUACAUGGACAUGGUGACUUCCGAGACUCUUAGAAAAUAUCCACUAACGGUUUUCCUUGAUAGACGUUGUGCAAAGAGAUACGAAUUACCUCCAUCGCAACCAGGCUGCAAGAACGUGAUUGUCGAACCUAACGAUGGUUUGCUGUUUCCUGCUUAUGCUAUACAACGCGAUCCGAAAUAUUUUCCGAAUCCGGAUAAAUUCGAUCCCGAAAGAUUCAGCGAAGAAAACAAAGAUAACGUAUUCCCAUACACUUAUCUACCAUUCGGUCUUGGGCCCAGAAAGUGUAUCGGCAAUCGAUUUGCUCUUAUGGAAACUAAGAUCUUAAUAGCUCAUCUUUUACAAAAGUUUACUUUGAAAACUACGGAAAAAACCGUCGAACCUAUUGUAUUUACUAAAAAGGAACUUAUGUUGAAACCUGUUGACGGAUUCUGGGUUGGCUUGGAGAAGAGAGAAACGUAAAAAUUUUGCAACAGAUAUAUUAUUUUACAAUAUAUAAUAUGUAAUUUGUGCGAAAAAGUAUUAUCGCAUUUUGUACUUUCAAAAUAUUCUACGCUUUCAAACAUAAUUAAAAUACGCAGUAAAAUUGGUUUGCAAUUUAUUACAUUAUCAUUUAAAUCAAAUGCAGAAAUCGAAUGUUAUUAUCAAUGCUAAAAAAAGCAAAUUUUUAUUGAUGUGAAAUGAAGAAAUUAAUAAGUAAUUAAGUAUUAAGAAAUAUUAAUAAGUAUUAUAAUAAUAAACAUUGUGUGCUUUGCUUAGAUUAGCGAAUUUAUUCGAUCGUACUGGUUAUUUUAAUGACUUAUGAAAUUUGUACUGAUCGCCUAAUAGGUAUAAUAAAGGUUUAGUAGUAUAAUGUUUUUAAUAUUUUAUGCAAAAUUGAAUGUUUUUAUAAUGCAAACGUUUAUUUAACUUUUUUACUUUUAGAAAAAUUUAUUUUCUUAUUAGUGCAGAGUUACAGUUUAGAGUUAGAGUUAGAGUUUAGUAAUUUAUAUAUUUCCUUACAAUUUGUUGUAAACUUAAGCAAUCUAAGUACUAAGGUAGAAUACAAAUUAAGCAUUAAAAUUAAUUAUUUUAUAUUUUGAAAAAGAACAAAUUAUAUUAUACACACAGACACACAUUAAUUGAUGCAAUAUUAUGCGCGUAUCACAUACGCAUUUACAUCUUACAAUAAUUAUAAUACUCUUAAUAUGUUUAAUAUUAUAAUACCUCUUAUAUGUUCAUAAAUGUUCCAAAAAAAAUUAUUAUAAUGAAAAGUA
Molecule: messenger RNA, 2418 nt
Organism: Wasmannia auropunctata (little fire ant)
Lineage: Eukaryota; Metazoa; Arthropoda; Insecta; Hymenoptera; Formicidae
Product: cytochrome P450 9e2-like
Exons: 1
Coding region: 77-1624 (515 amino acids)
Molecular function (GO): oxidoreductase activity, acting on paired donors, with incorporation or reduction of molecular oxygen; monooxygenase activity; heme binding
Source: RefSeq, a predicted model, not a curated record